UGUCGAGGAAAUCAAUCGAUCAUCCUCAAACAAUAUACAUCGAAGCGCAACUCUCACAAUGGACGCCUCCAACACAAAGCCCUACCACCUCCCCGCCGACGCGGUCUGGUUCAUCACCGGCUGCUCCUCGGGCAUCGGCCACUCCCUCUCCCAACACCUCGCACGCACACCGCACCGCCUCGUCGCAACCGCCCGCAAGCCAGCCUCCCUCUCAACCCUCCCCACCAGCCCUAACAUCCUCAAACUCGGCCUGGACGUGACCUCCCUCCCCUCCAUCCAGUCGGCCAUCACCGCCACCCUCACCCAGUUCGGACGAAUCGACGUCUUGGUCAACAACGCGGGAUACACACUGGAAGGCGACACCGAAGUAGCCUCAGACGAAGAAUCGCGAGCCCUCUUCGACACGAACUUCUGGGGGAUGGUGAACCUCACGAAACCCGUUCUGGGGAUCAUGCGAGAAGAAAACUCCCGAAACGGUGGCGCGCGGGGCGGGGUGAUCCUGAAUAUCAGUUCGCUGGGCGGGUUCAUUGGGUUCCCGGGGAGUGCGUUUUACCAUGCGAGCAAGUUUGCGAUGGAGGGGUGGACGGAGUCGGUGGCGAAGGAGAUGCCAGCGGAGUGGAAUAUCCACCUGUGCAACAUCGAGCCCGGCGGCGUCAAGACGAAUUAUGCGACUUCGAGUGCGAAGAUGAUGGCCAACGGGCGACAUCCCGCGUAUGCUGCGGAUCCGAGCUAUCCGACGAAUAUGCUGCUGGGGUAUAAGAGCCGGCCGGAGAGUCGGAGCUCGUGGGCGGAGCCGGAGGCUGUUGCCGGGGCGUUGUAUCGCCUUGUGAGUCGCGGGGAACGCAUCCCGAUCCGGGUGCCGUUGGGCGCGGAUUCGUAUGGCAUGAUUUCGAUGGAGGUGGAGAAGAUUCGGAGGGAGUUGGAGGAGCUGAAGGAGAUUAGUCUGAGUGUGGGGGAGGCGAAGCAGUUGGAUUCGAUUGCGUUUUUGCGGAAGGCUUAGGGCUUUUUUUUUUUUUUUUUUUUU
This is a messenger RNA of Aspergillus heteromorphus CBS 117.55, 1024 nucleotides long. RefSeq names its product SDR family oxidoreductase. NCBI's taxonomy places the organism in Eukaryota, Fungi, Ascomycota, Eurotiomycetes, Eurotiales, Aspergillaceae. The coding region runs from base 59 to 1000 and encodes 313 amino acids. The record is from RefSeq and is a predicted model, not a curated record. The transcript is spliced from 3 exons.